Messenger RNA from Lampris incognitus (smalleye Pacific opah), 582 nucleotides. Its product is annotated as transcription factor HES-2-like. The record is from RefSeq and is a predicted model, not a curated record. The transcript is spliced from 3 exons. Gene Ontology annotation, biological process: regulation of transcription by RNA polymerase II; regulation of neurogenesis; anterior/posterior pattern specification. Lineage: Eukaryota; Metazoa; Chordata; Actinopteri; Lampriformes; Lampridae. Gene Ontology annotation, cellular component: nucleus. Bases 4 to 582 code for a protein of 192 amino acids. Gene Ontology annotation, molecular function: RNA polymerase II cis-regulatory region sequence-specific DNA binding; protein dimerization activity; DNA-binding transcription factor activity, RNA polymerase II-specific.
AACAUGACCUGCGAACCCAUCCAGUCCCUCUCUCCGAGGCUCACCGUGGCCAGGAGAAAGGAGGCACUCGAGCUCAGGAAGACCAUGAAGCCGCUGAUGGAAAAAAGAAGGCGCGCGCGCAUCAACGACAGCCUCGACCACCUCAAAAACCUCAUCCUCCCUCUGACCGGCAGAGAUAAAAAUCGCCACUCCAAACUGGAGAAAGCCGACAUCCUGGAAAUGACGGUGAAAUUCCUCAGCGACAUCCCGCCCGUUAACACGAAGGCAGGCAGCUAUAAAGAAGGCUACAAAGCCUGUCUGCAGCGCGUCUCCGCUCUGCUCCCCAACACCACGCUGGACCAGGACUCCUACCGGCGGGUGAAGGACUUCAUCCAACAGUCCAUGUCUGCGACCAUCACGCCAGCCUGUCAGAACUGCUGCGCCCAGAGCUCCCGGACUUUCCCUCAGAUCCAGCAGAGACUCCUCAGCCUCAAGAACAGCUUCAGCUCCAGGACUGAAAACCAGUCGCGCAACGACGCGGCCCCCAACCGCGUCCCGCCGGGGCCCCAAGCAGUCUCUCCUGGCAUGUGGAGGCCUUGGUAG